This is a messenger RNA of Lingula anatina, 1502 nucleotides long. RefSeq lists its product as uncharacterized. Gene Ontology annotation, cellular component: extracellular region. NCBI's taxonomy places the organism in Eukaryota, Metazoa, Brachiopoda, Lingulata, Lingulida, Lingulidae. The record is from RefSeq and is a predicted model, not a curated record. Gene Ontology annotation, molecular function: chitin binding.
CUAAAAGUUGUCAAAGAGUGAAUAUAUAUUGAGGUUGUCAAACAUGCAGCACGCUAUGGCAAUGACCAGACUACGACUGGCUUUGUCUCUCCUGGUCCUCCUCGCUCUGCAUUGCUCGCCUGUACACAGCCAUGGUAGACUGUACGAACCGCCAGGUCGAUCCACUGCUUUUAGGAGGGGAUUUAACACCCCGGCGAACUACGACGACAUGAGCCUGAACUGUGGCGGAUUUGAUAACCAAUGGAACGUGCAAGGCGGAAAGUGUGGCGUAUGUGGCGACCCCUGGCAAGGUCCUCGUGAAAACGAGGCUGGAGGGCUUUACGCCACGGGGACCUUAGUGCGGCAGUAUACAAUGGGAGAAUAUAUGCCAAUCGUAAUAGAAAUUACAGCACCGCAUAAAGGGUGGUAUGAAUUUAGACUUUGCCCACACAACGAUCCCAACACCCCCGUCAGCUUGGAGUGCCUGGACCAAUAUAAACUUCAUAUAUACCUACAUGCUAAUGGGACGACUGUCAACCGUUACCACAGUUUGGAUGAAACAAAUACCGGAUGGGUAGGGGGCAAGGUGUACCUACUGGCCAAACUGCCUGAUUACGUCACCUGUACACAGUGUGUGCUGCAGUGGAAAUGGCACGCCGGGAACAGUUGGGGUACAGACCCUGAUGGGACCUCUUGUCUGGGCUGCGGUCCACAGGAAGAGUUCUACGGCUGCGCAGAUAUUGCUAUCUAUCCACCUGGGCAAGGGAUAGGAGGAGUCACGUUGCCUGCUACGACACCAAUGACUACUACAACACCAACGACUACUAUAACACCAACAAAUACUACAGCAACAACGCCUACCGGUACCAUAGUGCCUACAACUACAACAACGCCAACGACUACCACAGCAGGUGCUAUUACAUGUGGCGACAGGCAGUUCCAACCUGACCCUAACGAUGUAAACUGCUACUACCAUUGUUCUAAUAACAUACCGUAUCACCAGUGCUGCCCGCCGGGAACGCAGUGGUCGCAGACCUUAUUGACCUGCGUUUGGACAAAAUAAGGACCCUGCGUCAUGGAUUAUUAGCUGUAGGGCACUUCCUGCUAAUGACCCUUGCGUGUGAGGGCCCUUGCCCAUUGGUGUGUUUAUGACUUAAUAACACCGGACAAAUUAAUUUCACCUGCUCUUUAGUAAGUUAGUUGAUUAAGAUACAUUAUGCUUUUAAAAAGGCAAAGACCCAAUCAGGAUCUGACCUAGAUCUGAUCCCUAUUGGAAAGUGGUCUAGUCCAGUUUGCAACUGGACUAGUUAGUAACUGGACUAGUUUGGAUCUGACAAGUGACACAUACAUGGUUACUAAAAGAUAAAAGUGCAUUUAUUAUGAUCUGCUGUUUUAACGUGUUUUAAUCCGCUUAAUCUGGGAGGAUAAAUGUUUUUAACGAACAAAAAGGUGGCGAAACAGACAUGUAAUGUAUUCAAUACUUUGAAAGGUAGGUGUGUGUUACAUCAUUUUUAAAAGGUGUG